Messenger RNA from Suillus paluster, 2081 nucleotides. Its product is annotated as kinase-like domain-containing protein. Gene Ontology annotation, molecular function: protein kinase activity; GTP binding; ATP binding. The transcript has 9 exons. NCBI's taxonomy places the organism in Eukaryota, Fungi, Basidiomycota, Agaricomycetes, Boletales, Suillaceae. The record is from RefSeq and is a predicted model, not a curated record. Gene Ontology annotation, biological process: protein phosphorylation. Bases 114 to 2027 code for a protein of 637 amino acids.
UCACAUCAUUUAUAUAUCUUUUGGCCCCUUCCUCUGUCAGCAAACUCUGACAUCUGUAUCAUCCCUGCCAUUGCGCCCUCCCAUUCCCGCUGGCUUUUGCAGCAGCACUCAAAAUGGCAGACGCAUUUGCUCCUGGCGCAGGACUUUGUUUUAUCGCGAGAGAACAGUUCACCAAAAAGGACGAGUGGCCGGUAGCUGCGGGAGGCUAUGGACAGGUGUUCCAGUGCACCAUGCAGCCUCCAGCGGGUCCAGAGGUUUUGGUGGCUGUUAAGGUUCUGUUACAUAUUACCGACGAUGUUUCCAGCAAGCGCGCGCGUCGUGAAAUGAAAUUAUGGAUGGAAGCACGACAUGAGAAUAUUGUCCCUAUGCUCGGUGUCACGGACGGAUUUUCCAAAGAAGCCCUCGCGAUGGUCUCUCUGUGGAUGGAAGGAGGAACCCUUGCACGAUAUCUCGAAGUCCACAAAGAAAAAAUUCCUUACAGAAAAAAAUUGCAUUUGCUUAGGGAUAUUGCUAGUGGCCUGGCGUAUCUACACUCUCGUCGGAUUGUUCAUGGCGACCUCACCCCUAAUAAUAUUAUGCUCGAUGACAAUGAAAGGGCAUUGUUAAUCGACUUUGGAUUGUCAAAUGUGCUUGGGGGCAUCGCUGGUAGUUGUCUCACGCCCUCCCCAGCACUACCAGGGGCGGUGCGAUUUGCCGCACCAGAAUUACUCUGUGUACAUACUGGAGAGGGUCUACCGGUCGACAACCAACAACCGAUACCGGAUAUGCACAGUGAUAUUUACUCCCUUGGCUGUGUGAUGCUCAACGUCCUCACGGAACAGCAGCCAUGGUAUCGCUAUCACUGUGAUGGAUGGGCUAUUCUUGCGGCCAUUUAUGGGAGGCAGCCAGUUCCCAUUCCCGACCAUAGCCAUCUAUCUGAGAAGCACAAGCAGUUUAUCCGCAAGUGUACUUCGGCUCGGGCUGAGGGGAGACCUUCAAGUCAAGAUGUCGUUGUUUUUCUCGAAGAAGAGCUACGUAUUAAAAACACCGCGGCUCCUAUGCACAAACUAGACACGAAGAUACCACGCCAAGUUCCUUUGGAUUCCAUCCAAAUGCCGAACGCACAUCCAUUCAGUCAAUACGAAAGUGACAACGUCAGCCCUAACACCCUCCAUUCUGCAUUGUCAUACGCAACCUGCCUAACGUCACUGCGACUUGAUUUCCCUAAUGCAGCAUAUUCGAUCACCCCGAUCACCCCGAGAUGUCCUCUGGGGCUCAGCGAUGAAUCUCUGACAAGCCAGUCGCCACUGUUUGCAGCAUUUCCUUCACGAACUCGCCAUUCUUCGACCGCGACGGUGCGACCAAACCCAAAUGCUCCAGAUCUCACUGCGGAAGCGCCUACCGAGGUACCAAACAGUAACAGUCCACCGGUCCCCGUCAAUUCGCCGAGCAGAGAGUAUACUAUUGUCAUUGCCGGAGCCAUCGGUUCCGGGAAAAGUUCCCUCGUCAAUCUUCUGUCUGGGACACCUGAGCCUGUUGCUCCCACGUCAAACGAUGUCGGGCGUUGCACUACAAAGUGGAAGGACUACCCCAUUUCCUUCCGCGGCACCGCCUAUAAGGUCUUUGAUACUGUUGGUUUGGCAAGCAGUAAUUGUACUCCUCUGGAGCCCAAGGCGCGAUCGGGCGCAAUGGAGAAGUAUGCAAAACAGCAGAUCAAGGCGAUACACGACCAGGGCGGUAUCGACUUGUUGUUGUUCUGCGUGCCGAGCAGAAACUUCCAUGUGGAAACAGUGCUCAAUGAUUAUCGGAGGCUCGAGGGCGAAUUGCAAGGAAGACAAGUACCCGUCGUCCUUGUCAUCACUCACCUGGACGAGCCGCUCACUUUCGAGAGCUGGUGGUCCAAAAAUUCGCCGGGGGCUCGAGAUCAAAUGCAAUCCAUUGCCGACCAUAUUUGCAUCACUUCGAUCCACGCCAAAUAUCUCGAGCAGUCCCGUAACCAUAUCUUCCGGAAGAUUGCGCACUAUUGCUCCGAGGUACGGGAGUUGUAGCAUCAUAAAAGCCAGUCUUCGUUGCCUUCACAGAUCCGCAAAUUCGUCCGUAGG